Molecule: messenger RNA, 2554 nt
Organism: Gasterosteus aculeatus aculeatus (three-spined stickleback)
Lineage: Eukaryota; Metazoa; Chordata; Actinopteri; Perciformes; Gasterosteidae
Gene: acbd4
Product: acyl-CoA binding domain containing 4
Biological process (GO): pexophagy; fatty acid metabolic process
Cellular component (GO): cytoplasm
Molecular function (GO): fatty-acyl-CoA binding
Source: RefSeq, a predicted model, not a curated record
GGAGACGUGGGCACGCAUAACCAUAAACCAUUAAACCAUCUUUAAGAAUCAACCCUUUCUUUUCACUAUAUUUAAGUUUGGAUGUAAAAUCAUUGACGCCAGAGACAAAGUUCUGUUUAGCGAGCUGUAACGAUGACGAUCCUGCGCACGUGCAUUUCUAAAGUCAGAAUUUCAACUUUAUAUCUUCAUUUUUUAGUGAUGGAAAUGGGCUGCCAUGGCAUCACGACCAGCUCCUGAGAGGUUAUUUUGCUAGUAAUGGAUUUCAAUUCAGUAUGUUUUGUGUGUGUUCAUUUAAAUGCGUUUCGUAAUUGUUAUCGCACGUGAGUUUUGACACAAUUAGUUUUCACACACGUACAGUACAUUUUUGAGGGCUGCCACUUUAAGUCUACAAGUGGGCGGGAUCGUAUGUGCCACGUCAUUUGACGCGGAACUCGCCUCCGUAACCCAGAACGCAGUGACCGGAGAUGGUCUGUCCGUCUGUCCGCCCCAACGUCCAACCCAGUAGCCGUCCCGUCCAGCGAGAUCCGACGCGCGCGCAGCGUCAUGCCGGUCCCGGCGGUGGCUCAGCCCGUGGUGGACCACCAGAGACGGUUCCAGGCCGCUGUGGACGUCAUCCACAACCUCCCCAAAGACGGUUCCUACCGUCCGUCCUAUGAGGUCAUGCUGCGUUUCUACAGUUUGUACAAGCAGGCCGUGUGUGGACCUUGUUCAGUGCCCCGACCCGGCUUCUGGGACCCAGUGGGUCGCUACAAAUGGGACGCCUGGAGACGCCUGGGAGACAUGAGAAGUGAGAGCGCCAUGGCAGCGUACGUGGACGAGAUGAAGAAAGUGGCACAGGAGGUCGUCGACACGCUGCCCAUGAACGAGAAAACGGCUUCGCUCUUCCACCACUUCGAGCCGCUCUACCUGGUGGUUGACGACAUGCCCCGCCCCCCCGGGUCUCUGCUCGCACUCGCGGCAGGUCUUAAAGGGGGCGAGCGUGCCGAGGAGGGUGAGGAGGGUGAGGAGGGUGAGGAGCCGGCCGCUGAUGAAGACGCCCACCCAGACGAGGAGUCGGGCCCGACUCAGGUCGUAGGCCUCACUGGAAGCACCAUCCCUAAUGGCUCGGGCCCCUGUGAGGGUUUGGCCCCGACCAGUGACUCCGAGAGCGAGAUCUUCUGCGACUCUGUGGAUUCAGUUGAGCAACUCAGCAAUGUUAAGAUUCCUCUGGUCAAGACCAACGGUUUCCACGGCGCCCACGUGUCCCUGGAGUCGGCGCCCGGUCACAGCCAGCAGCCGGAGGGCGCCCUGGGAGUGCGGCAGGUGGGGGCGGGUCAAGGUGGAGAGGGGGCGGAGGACGGAAGGGGUCCAGGUCCAAACAGGAGGGCCCGGGACAGCGGGAGGGAAGGCUCCCUCCACAACUGGAGAGAACGCGGUUUUCUUCAGGCCCGAAGAUGGGGGGGCCCCGCGGGCGGGGGAGGAGGAGGGGCCGGCCGAGGAGGCGGGGACGGUUCAGAGGGCGGAGUGGAGCGGCUGCACGAUGCCCAGCUGCAGCAGCAGAUCAUUCAGGCCCUACGGAGGCUCAGGGAGGACAUGAGGAGCGUGAUGGAGCGGCUGGAGGUGGUGGAGAGGCUCGCCGCCACACACGCGCAGAGCUCGCCGUGGCGCUCGUGUCUCCAGUGUGAAGCCGCAGCCUCCAGGCAGCAGGAGGACAGGUGGGGGCUGUUUGACGUGUCGGGUCAGACCGCCGCGCUCUUCCUGCUGUGGCCCUUCGUCGCUCAGGGUCUGGUCUCGCUGCUGAGAAGAGCCCAGCGGAGGAGUCGCCCGUCGUCCUGAGGCGCCGCGGCAAGACGGGUCAUCCCGUUCUUCAAAUAGGAACGCCAAGGCGGCCUCGGCCCUCCUCACACAUGCACUGAAACCAAGGGAGCCGCCUCCUCCGAGAGGAGACGCACCACCCGGUGGAGGGACCCGCCCACACCCGCUUGAGGGAUUCUAGUACCGGAGCUGAUCAUGAGCGUAAAUUAUUGGUUAUUUAAUCCUUGCAAGACGUGAUCAUCAUGUUCCAUUUACUCACGGAUUCGCACGUCAUCAUUCCACAGGAAUAUUCCACAUGAAUUGUUGGCCUCAGAUUGUUCAGUCAGCGUCUCUUUUCACUGCUCCGUAACUUCAGACCGCCGUGUGCUAACGGGACAAUAAUUCCUUCAAGAUCGGGUCCUCUGAGAUGAUGAUGAGUGUCCCUGAGGCUGCUCAUUCAUAAUAUAAUACUACUGCCUGGCUCAAAGGAAUACAUCUAUAUUGAAUAGAAGGUGGUGGUUUUCUCUUGGUGGUAAACGGGAAGUUUAACGGACAGUAAGAGUGUAGAGGCACAAAAACUGGCAAUAAAUUAUUCUACAUUAUAAACUGGGAUUAUAACUCCUCUUUCCACAGUAUGUUAUGCUGCUCUGUAUUCAGUGGGGAAAAGGUCACUGAUAGAUGUUUUAAGUCUAUUCAGAGAUCCUCUGGAUGUGACACAAUUCCUUUGUGAUGAAUCCAAUGGCAUUCCAGAUUGCAAUAAAAUUUAAAUAGGAAUAAUAUA